Mirounga angustirostris (Northern elephant seal) is the source of this 717-nucleotide messenger RNA. It is a transcript of the gene SYNDIG1L, whose product is annotated as synapse differentiation inducing 1 like. The record is from RefSeq and is a predicted model, not a curated record. The transcript is spliced from 3 exons. Gene Ontology annotation, cellular component: intracellular membrane-bounded organelle; membrane. The coding region runs from base 1 to 717 and encodes 238 amino acids. NCBI's taxonomy places the organism in Eukaryota, Metazoa, Chordata, Mammalia, Carnivora, Phocidae.
AUGGAGAGUCUGAGUGAACUUCAGAACCCUCUGCUGCCUCGGAGCCCGGCCCCGCUGCAUGGCCGCUACCCCUACCCCGAGGCUUCGCCCAGCUGGUCAUGCCAGGAGAAGCUCUACUCCUACCUCCUGGGUGGUGCUGGCUCUGCUCGCACCCACCAGCUCCUGGACCCGGGGUCUCUGCAGCUGGCCGUGGAGGCCUGGUACAGGCCCAGCUGCCUCCUGGGGAGGGACAAGGUCAAGGAGCCCAGGGCAAGCAGCUGUGAGACCAGCUUCACAGAGAACAGGGAGCUCCAGGCUGGGCCCGCAGAGCAGUCCACAGAACCUGGCCAAGUAGAAGAGGAUAUCACCAUCCAGACCGUGUCCUACGGGGUUCAAGAGGAGCUGCAGGGCCAGGAGAACGACCAGGAGGAGGAGGAGAGUGAUGUGACCUCCACAGACAGUGAAAGUGAAGACAACUUCAUGGCGCUGCCCCCCAGGGACCACCUGGGCCUUACUAUCUUCUCCAUGCUCUGCUGCUUCUGGCCUCUGGGCAUCGCUGCCUUCUACUUCUCCCAGGGGACCAGCAAGGCCAUCUCCAAGGGAGACUUCCGCCUGGCCAGCACCACCUCCCGCAGGGCCCUCUUCCUGGCCACACUCUCCAUCGCCGUGGGCGCCGGUCUCUAUGUGGCCGUGGUGGUGGCUCUGGCAGCUUAUAUGUCCCAGAAUGGCCAUGGCUAG